This is a messenger RNA of Chionomys nivalis (European snow vole), 9578 nucleotides long. RefSeq names its product lysine demethylase 7A (gene Kdm7a). The transcript is spliced from 20 exons. The record is from RefSeq and is a predicted model, not a curated record. Gene Ontology annotation, biological process: regulation of transcription by RNA polymerase II; protein demethylation. Gene Ontology annotation, molecular function: transcription coregulator activity; histone demethylase activity. NCBI's taxonomy places the organism in Eukaryota, Metazoa, Chordata, Mammalia, Rodentia, Cricetidae. The coding region runs from base 101 to 2914 and encodes 937 amino acids.
CUGCUGCUCCGGCUGCUGCAGGAGGCGGCGCUGGCUGGCGGCUGCGCUCGCUCCAGUCGGCGAGCGGAGGAGCGAGCGAGCGUGUGUGUGUUUUUUAAAGAUGGCCGGAGCGGCGGCGGCGGUGGCCGCCGGAGCAGCAGCUGGAGCCGCCGCGGCAGCGGGGUCGGUGUCGGCUCCGGGUCGGGCCUCGGCGCCCCCUCCGCCUCCGCCCGUGUACUGUGUGUGCCGGCAGCCGUACGACGUGAACCGCUUCAUGAUCGAGUGCGAUGUCUGCAAGGACUGGUUCCACGGCAGCUGUGUUGGUGUAGAAGAACAUCAUGCUGUUGACAUUGAUUUAUAUCACUGCCCCAACUGUGCGCUUCUGCAUGGUUCUUCCUUGAUGAAAAAGAGGAGGAACUGGCACAGGCAUGACUACACAGAAGUGGAUGACGGCUCCAAACCUGUGCAAGCCGGAACUAGGGCCUUUGUUAAAGAGCUGCGUUCUCGAGUCUUCCCAAGUGCCGAUGAAAUCAUUGUAAAGAUGCAUGGCAGUCAGCUGACACAAAGAUACCUGGAGAAACAUGGAUUUGAUGUUCCUAUUAUGGUCCCUAGAUUAGAGGACCUUGGACUCAGGCUCCCUUCACCAGAUUUUUCAGUGAUGGAUGUGGAACGUUAUGUAGGUGGUGACAAAGUAAUAGAUGUCAUUGAUGUGGCAAGGCAGGCAGACAGCAAAAUGACACUUCACAAUUAUGUUAAAUACUUCAUGAAUCCUAACAGACCAAAAGUGUUAAAUGUGAUCAGCCUUGAAUUUUCAGAUACAAAGAUGUCUGAAUUGGUGGAGGUCCCUGAUAUAGCCAGAAAACUUUCCUGGGUGGAAAAUUACUGGCCAGAUGAUUCAGUCUUCCCUAAGCCCUUUGUCCAGAAAUACUGCUUAAUGGGAGUUCAAGAUAGCUAUACAGAUUUCCACAUUGACUUUGGUGGGACUUCUGUCUGGUACCAUGUCCUUUGGGGUGAGAAGAUUUUUUAUUUGAUAAAGCCAACUAAUGAAAAUUUGGCACUCUACGAAUCGUGGAGCUCAUCUGUGACCCAGAGUGAGGUGUUCUUUGGAGAUAAAGUAGAUAAAUGCUACAAAUGUGUGGUAAAGCAGGGACAUACCUUAUUUGUUCCUACAGGGUGGAUUCAUGCUGUGCUCACUUCUCAGGACUGUAUGGCUUUUGGGGGUAACUUUCUACACAAUCUCAACAUUGGCAUGCAGCUCAGGUGUUAUGAGAUGGAGAAAAGACUAAAAACACCAGAUCUUUUCAAAUUCCCUUUCUUUGAAGCCAUAUGCUGGUUUGUAGCCAAAAGUUUGCUGGAAACCCUGAAAGAACUGAAAGAAGAUGGGUUCCAGCCUCAAACCUACUUAGUACAGGGAGUGAAAGCACUGCAUACUGCUUUAAAAUUAUGGAUGAAAAAAGAACUUGUAUCUGAACAUGCCUUUGAAAUUCCAGACAAUGUUAGACCUGGACAUCUUAUUAAGGAACUUUCUAAAGUUAUUCGAGCAAUAGAGGAAGAAAAUGGCAAACCAAUUAAAUCUCAGGGAAUUCCUACUGUGUGUCCAGUUUCACGGCCUUCAAAUGAAGCAUCUUCACCAUAUCAUUCCCGGCGAAAGAUGAGGAAACUUCGAGAUCAUCAUGUCAGAACUCCUUCUAACCUAGAUAUCCUUGAGCUCCAUACAAGGGAAGUCCUCAGAAGAUUAGAGAUGUGUCCGUGGGAGGAGGACAUACCGAAUGGAAAAUUCAACAGACAUAUCCAGCCAUCUUCUACAGGACCUGAAUGGAGGGCAAAAGAGAGUGAGCUACGAUUACUGCUUACAAAUGGAAGAAUAAUUAAAGAUGAGAGACAGCUGUUUGCAGAUCGGAGUCUUUAUACAGCAGAUAGUGAAAAUGAAGAAGACAAGAAACCAACAAAGAAGGCAGACAUAAAGACAGAGAGCUCAGGAAGAGAGGGGGCAGAAAGUGAAGGAUCUCCAAAACCACUAAACAGAACUUUUACAAGUGUAAAAUCAGAACUCAGGAAUAGAACAUCAGGAUAUUCUGAUGUUUCUGAUUCAGAAGACUCUGGACCUGAUUGCACUGCACUGAAAAUUAAUUUUGCCACAGAAGAUUCUGAAAGUUCAGGUGAUGAAAAGAAACAUGAAAUAACAUCAAACUUUAAGGAGGAAUCCAAUAUAGUGAGGAACUUCCUUCAAAAGAGCCAGAAGCCAUCUAGAAAUGAAAUUCCAUUUAAAAGGGAAUAUCCUACCUCGACGAGCACAGAGGAAGAAGCUAUUCAGGGCAUGCUGUCUAUGGCAGGGUUGCACUACUCCACGUGUUUACAGAGGCAGAUACAAAGCACAGACUGCAGCAGUGAGAAGAACUCUCUCCAGGAUCCCAGCAGCUGCCACAGCAGUAACCCUGAGCUUAGGCAGCUGUAUCGCUGUGAUAAACCAGUAGAAUUUGGAUACCAUGACAAGACUGCAGAUCAAGAUUUGAGGACUUCUUCCUGGACUAAACAGUUUGAUAGGACUUCCAGAUUUAAUCCUCAGGACUUAAGUAGAAGCCAGAAAUACAUCAAAAAGGAAAGCUCUUCAGAAAUCAGUCAGAAGGCACAAAGCAGGCAUUGUGUGGACAGCAGUAACUCAAGCAUUCAAAAUGGAAAGUACAUGCUGAAUCCUAGCUUGGUUUCAGGGCCAUGCCAAAUAGCUAAUGGCAGUCUAAGUCCGGAAAGGCCUAUUGGUGAAACUUCUUUUUCAGUGCCCCUUCACCCCACCAAGAGACCUGCAUCAAACCCACCACCCAUCAGCAACCAGGCAACAAAAGGUAAACGUCCAAAAAAAGGAAUGGCAACAGCUAAACAGCGUCUUGGGAAAAUCCUUAAAUUGAACAGAAAUGGCCAUGCACGUUUCUUUGUGUGACAAAGCUGCUCUUGCAGUCACUCUCCCUUCUGGAGGCCAGUCUUGGGAUGUGGAGGCCUGGCGUGUCCACCGUCCACCGUCCCUGCCCGGAGCAGCUGUGUACAGUAAGAACACUGCCUGAAGAACAGAACGGACCCGAUGCUGCGUCUUCACUGUGCCACACCCACUCAGCAAUAACCCUUUGGACCUGGUCGGGAGAGGAAGAAGGAGGGUAGAACCUUAAAAAGAGGCCUUGAACUGGAAAGGGGUCUCUUGUCAGGGCUUGAAUUUAAGUUUGUUGUUGGUAGUGUCUUGAUUUAUUUUCAGUAGUAGGAUAAAGAAUUAUCAAUAAUUUAUUUAACAGAUUUUUUUUUAAAGUUAACAGCUUUUAAAUUCUUUCUUUUUUAAAGCUAUUUAUUUGGAAGAUUUCUGGAGAAAUAUCUCACUAAUUUAGAUUUAAGAAUGUGAAGGUUUUUAAAUUAUUUUUGAUAGUGUGUGUGUUACUUGUGGGAAGAGCCACAGUAACGGUAGCUAGUCUGGACUCUUAAAUUUGAUAUUCAGGUUAAAGUCUUAAACAGGGAUUUGAUGCAUUAAUUAUUUUAAAUUAAGAUGUAUAUGAAAUCAUUUUAUUUUAUAUAUUUCAUGUGUUUUUUAUAAGCUAUUAGCUUCGCUUUUGCUAACAUCCAAGGUGCAUACUGUUAUCCAGGUUGAUUCCCUUACACCCCCCACCUUCCCACUGCACCCUCCCCCGCAACAUAUUGAGAUGACCCAAGACUCUUCUCUUUGCAGGGAAACACCUUCAUAGCCAAUGUUUAAGAACCACAUAAAAGAGUCCUCAUUUCUCGUUUCUUUUGACAUUGUGGUUUUCUUCUACAUGUAAAGAAACAGGCUUGUUUCAUUUUCAUUUCUCCUGAUGAUAUCUGGGUCCCAAAGAGAACAGCUUUAAUAUCUUUUUCCUAUGGGGAAAGUAUAUGUUUGGUUAAAAUGUCAUGUUCGUAGUUUUUCCAAAAACCUUUAUAAUUACAGAGGGCCUUCUUCAUACUGCUGGUGUUGGAAGAGCCAACAUCUAACACAGGUUAUAUCUUCCCAUGGUUUUAUUAACUAGACAUAAUUUUUUAGAAAUACAAUUUGAUUUAGGAUGUUCAAAUCUGCAUAAAAUCCAUAAUACAAUAAGAUUAUACUAUAUUAAGUUGUAUAGAAGCAAGCAUGUUGGAAUGGGAUGUGUGUGUGUGUGUGUGUGUUUUACUUUUUAAUUUUCUGAAGAAUUAUUUCAAUACAGAUUUGGAGUAAAAUGGGUGCUUUCUGCAGUUUCUUCCAUCUGUCUUGGCUAGUAGCAUAUGGAGGUUUAAGUAUCUGGUUGAAUUUUAGUUAAAAUAAUCAUUUAUCUCUUUUAUGUACAACUUUUACUAAAUGCAAGUUUUCAGUUGCUUGUAAUAGUUUUUAGUCUCCCUAUUUUCCCUCAUGGCAUAAAAAUAAAUUAAUACUGGGGGUCUGAUAGUAUCAUAUUUUACAAAUUCCUAUAAAGACAAUAUAGGCAAAUAAUGUGAGAUUUAUUUUUAUGGAGAAGUAUGGCUGUAUAAUGGAUUUGUCUUUUUCACUCAGCAAAGUAGCUAGACGUUUCCUUCUGCACUAAGCAUUAAGUUGUAAGGAAAGAAUUAUGUACCAUUAUCUUUCAUAGUUGCAUUCAAAGCAUAUAUUUCCAAAGAGAAAUAUUUCUUACUCUGUCUUUUACAAUAUUUCAUGGGAUAAAGAAAUUAUGAGUUGAUCUUUUUGUUCCAGAUUAUCUGGACAAAAAUUUCGCUCUUAUUUUGGGUGUCAGGAAGAAGGAUUUUUAUGAAAUUGUUAGUAUCUGUAGGAGCCUCCCUAACCCCUGCCUGCACUAUGCCAUAACUAGUAGAGAGAAGAAUGCAGUCCAGCUGGAGGUUGUAUCUCAAGAUACCAAACUCUGGAUUGACUGGUCCCUCACCUUCUCACAGUAUAUCACUGUAAUGUCUUUGUUUUCUGUUUUAUUGUUAGGGCACACAUUUUUUAUUUGGGUUAAGAAAUAAAAAGGAUGAUUUCUUUUUCCAGUUAUAAUGGGUUGGAAUUUUUUUUUUACAACUCUUAAGUAUUUUAACUAUUUUUUGAUCAUAAAAUUUAAAACAAUUUAUUUUUAUGAGUUAAAAUUGUGGCCAGUAUCCACCCUGUGUCUUUAGGCUAAUAAAACACUAAUUUUGAGUUGCCACUAUUUCAAAUUUUUAAAUAACAGUACUGUGAAUUCAUUUUUGAGCAUUUAAAACCCAUAACUGACUAAAUUACAAAACUUUUAGCAAGUCUCUAAUAAAGCAUCCAUAUAUCUUUUUCUGAGUUGAAAAUUUUCAGCCACACAGCCAGUGACUUUUCUAGUGAAACCUAUUCUAUAGUUUCCCAACUGUGAUGUGUCCUUUUAUCUCAUAGAAAUGGCUGGACUUUGAAGUGUGGUUACUGCUGGGAUCUGGGCUCUAUAGUAAUAGGUAGUCUCAUCUAUACACAGUAUAUCACAGCUUCAGUAAGAAGACAGCAGUGAUAGCGUUUAGUUACUUAUAAGCUAAGUGUGUAAAAUUGAGAACUAAUGAUCUAACAUGUGCAGCUUUAAUAGCAGUAGUGAUCCUGUUUUAAUUCAACUAAGUGACCCUUAACCUGGAAUCUACUGUACUGUAAUUCACAAUAUUAUAUAAUAUUAUGCUCUGCAAUACUGGUAAAUGAUUAAGAAUACAAAACUGGCAGCUUAGUAGUUCAGGAUCUUUGGAAUACAUUGAAAUUCAUAAAUUCAUGAAGUUCAUUUUUGAAGCACAUAAAAUUGAACCAUCUACUGAAACCACAAACUCAGAGGAGAUAAGUUCAUCUAUAUGGCUAGUCAAAUACUUAGCUUAAUACUUAAAUACUAGUUGAAUACUAUUCCCUGUGUUACUAAUCCUAGUUAAUUCCUUUUUAAAUGUAUUUUACUGUAUUUAUUCAAAUGAGAUCAGUAGGUAUUUAUGAGACAUCUACUGUGUGCCCAGACCUCGUUAGCACUGCAGAGGAAUCAGUUUCAGUUUUUGUCUGCCUGUAAAGGUGUGACUUCUCCAGCAUGUUAGCAGCAGUUUUCACUUCUAAGCAGACUUAAGCAGAAGAUGACCCAUUUGUAAGGAGAACAGAGCAAAACAGUUUAACUUCAUUAGUUUCAACUGAGAUGUUCCACUGUAGAAGUGGAAGUGUUUUUAAAAAAUGGUCUCUGUUCUUUAACAUUUAAGAAAAAUUCCACAAAUUAGUCAUUUCUGUUGGUAAUAUAAGGGUAUGGUAUAGCUUGGAAGGAAUCAAAAGACCUGCAUUUUGGUCUGUAUUCUGCCCUUUAUGUCAACUGAGCAACCCUGAAUUUUAUUUCUAAGUCCUAGUUUUCUUAUUUGUAAGUUUGGAUAAAAAUGCUUAAUGAUACUCAGUGAAGACCAACAUUCUUCAGCUAUUAUGUCAGUUAAUUAAUAAGUUACAACUGCUGAUGAGUGCAUCUUUAGAGAAAUCUGUAAAUGAAAACUGCUUCUAUUCAUUAUAUUUACUUGAUAUCUAAUAUAUGCCCAGAGCAUGCUACCUAAAAACCUGAAAAAUUCCUAACAAGGUGCUGAAUUAGAAUCAGAUUUUACGCUUGAAGUGAGAGCUUUCAUCAAAGUCAGUGAUAGUUACCUAGCACAACAGAAAAGCUAGCUUUAGGUUUUUCUCAAAGAGGAAUUAGUACGGUACUGUUCUCCAGAUUUAUUUGGCAAACCCUUCAGGGACAAACGAUAAAAAAGGUGAUGAGUUUAAAAUGAGUUAGCAGCUACCCGUGGGACUAGGGAAAACAUAAGGUGACUAGGAAAAAAAACUCUGCCAAGACAGCUCUGGGUUAGGUACUAAUAGCCUAGAGAGUAGUGUAGAAAGGUGGCUCAGUGUUCAACAAUGAGUGUUGGCUUCUUCAGAAGAUGCUCUGCAAUGGUGAGACACUUCCUGAGAGCUGGUAGGAAUCAUGGUGUGGCCUAGUAUACUGCUGUUAGAAAGAAGGAUCAUAGCAAGUGUGCAUUUUCAGUUUUCACAUGGAGAAAUAAGAAAUGCAAAUCAGUCUCAAAAAUUCUCGUUUCCCAUUAUGUAUUAAACUGAUUGCUUCCUAUGUAAGAAAGAAGGUCUUGCCUUUUAUAUGUAAAAGGCCCUGGGUUUUAUCCCUAGCACCACAAAGAGAACAAGAGGAGCUACAGCCUUCAGACUGUUACUGAUACCCUAGACUUUUAUUUAAUGCAAUCUCAAAAAAUUAAGCAUCGUAUCUUUUGUCUAGGAAAAGCUAGUCAUUAAGGGUGACCAAUGUAACUGAGAUAGGACAGAGAUUUGCCUAAGGACACACAGUGGCUUUGGGAUUUCUGAUACUUUGCACAGACCCUGGUUUUUUGGUUGUUUUGUAGCUGCUGUCCACAUGUGUUCUUGGAGCUAGACAGAAACAAUAAUUAGUAUACUCCCUAAAUUGCUGUUCAGCAUAGUUGACCUUCAUUCUGUAGCCUUACUGCUAACCCUUCCCUUAUUUUGCUUUCAUGCCAUAAGUGAAAUAAAUAUUUGAUACCCUUUAUAUAAACAUUUUUAAAAGAUUUUUAAAAAGCAAAUGUGUAUUUCCAAAGCAGCUGGCAUAUCUUCACUACCACGGUUUUAUUCUUCUGUAGCAAGUCUCCCUCUUUACUGGGGAGGAGCAAACAACACUCACUGGAGAAGGAAGCCCUUAGGUUCCCCGUCACCCUUGGUGCCCUUCUAGUUUCUUAAGGCUUUGUCUUAACUGUGACAUUACACUUUUUGUUUAAAACCUUUUAAAGAUUUAUCCAGUGAUUCUUCCAACAAAUUUACCUGCUCUGCACUAUUCAUUAAUGAAACCCUGGCUACCACGUAGCCCUUGACCUCCAAGUAGUUUACCUAUGCAAGAUACUCUAGAUUCACUUUUUUUUUUAUUACAGGAAGCAGUCGUAAGUGUAACUUAAUCAGGAUAGGUUUGUCUUCAAUAGUAUUUUUUUGUUUCUAUUCACAAUAAUCAGCUAUUUUCCCUCCAUAUUUUUUACCAAAACAAUUAUCAUAAGUGCUAGAAAAUAUACUAUUUUGCAGGAAUAAAAUAACCAAGACAUACAUAUGCUUAUAUUUCUUUGGUGGAUUUUGUUUGAUAAGAAAUGCCAACAUUAACUGUAGAGUUGAUUCCUUGCCUAUAAUAAUUUUUUUCCUCUUAAGAUUCAUAAGUAACAUUUUCACAAAGUAUGCAUAUACUUACACAAUAUAGUCAGGGACCUGAGGUGUAACUUGCUAAGUGAACCCCAAGGUUAUUUUAUCUUGCAAAAGAAUCCUAAACCAAACUAAGGGCCUUACAGUUUAUGGUUAGACUGAAUCAAAUGCUGUAACCUCAGUUUUUCCACAAACAGCUCUUGACUGCACAGGCGAGUCAUGCAGUUGUUAAGUGUGACAUAGCACUGAUAGGAAAUGCAUGUGCAUCUUUGCAGACUGUAUUUCCUCUGGGAAAGACUUUUCUACUUUUAAUAUAAUUAAGCCAUAACAGUUUCACGCUGUGGAAAGGAUGAAAGGUUCAUUUUAAGAGAUUAUAUAGUAUGAGCUUUCACAUUUAUUGUGAAACAUCUAACUUUACCAGUGUCUCAGCAAGUUUUCUUUUAGGGUGUUGGAGGGUGGCAAUGGGGAGGGGUAGUAUUGGUUGUAGGGGUUUUAACUCUGUGAAAUUUGAAAACAGGACAAUUGUUGGCUAUGGUACUUACUAGUUUUGUAGUAAUGUUUUGCUAGCCUGACUUUCCUUAUUGGUUUUUAUGUCCGUGGUCCCUGGUGACUGUUACUCUUCUUGUUUGGGCUGUGUGCAGAGUAGUGUCUCAUUUGUGUAGGCAGUGUGUGCGCGUGUCCUUUGGCUACAGAAACACACUGUAUGACAAUGGAAUGGGGUGUGGCUGGGAGUGGGAUGCUGAAGCUUUAAGAGCAUUUGUUUUUAUUCAGAACAGUAUUUCCCAUCUUUUGCCUGCAGGCAGGGAAAGUGUACAGUAUUUAUUUUGUUUCUGUUUUACUCUGAAUUUGUAAGUCUUUAAGUAGCUUAUAUUAUUAUUAUAGGGGAAGACAAGUGACUUGCUUAAAGUUGUACUUAGAAUUCUUACUUCCUAAUUUGUGUAUUUUUAAAUAUUGAAAUUAAAAUUGUAUUACUUCUGUUUUGAUUUUUUUAGCACUCAGUGUAUUUUUUGCUCAUUUUGUUUAAAAGUAUAAAUGUUGAAAGUUGUAUAAAAUGUGUCUCUGAAAGAAAAAAUCUGAAUUCUAUAUCCAAUUCUGACUUUCUGGUCCUUUUUCUGAAUCUCAAGUACUAGAAUGUAGAAAACUGUUAUGUUCUUACUAUUUCUGAGGAUCUAAAUGUGGAAACUAAUGUCUCAACAGAGGUAUUGCUGGGGAAGAGUGAAGAAAGACUCGAGUGGUUGUUAAGAUGAGACGGCAGAGUGGAGGCAGAUGUGAGUGGGAAGCACGGUUCAUAAAAACUCAGACAGAAAUUGGGGUUCAACCUGAAGGUCAGAAAAGCAGCAGCCAGACACUGGCUCUUACCCCACCUCAAUCCAAAAUGGUGAUCCUGCCUCCAGGAAUCUCAGAAUGAGACUGUGUUGGGAGCUGUCUAGUCCCUCUUUUAUAAUUCUUUGUAGCUCUGGGAUUAAGGGCG